Messenger RNA from Nerophis lumbriciformis (worm pipefish), 12093 nucleotides. The record is from RefSeq and is a predicted model, not a curated record. Lineage: Eukaryota; Metazoa; Chordata; Actinopteri; Syngnathiformes; Syngnathidae.
AUGUUGGAGUCCUAUGUCACCCCGCUCCUGAUGAGUUAUGUGAACAAGUACAUCAAGAAUCUGAAGCCAUCGGACUUGCAGCUUUCCCUCUGGGGGGGAGAUGUAGUGCUCAGCAAGUUGGACUUGAAACUGGAUGUGCUAGAACAGGAAUUGAAGCUUCCUUUUACAUUCAUGAGUGGUCAUAUCCAUGAGCUGCGUAUUCAUGUUCCCUGGACUAAGCUGGGCUCUGAACCUGUCGUCAUCACAAUUAACACCAUGGAGUGCAUCCUGAAGCUGAGGGAUGGAGAUCAGGACGACCACGAGAGUGGUUCGAGCUCCACCAGUCGCAGUGUCUCAGAGAGUUCCAAGGCUGCCGGCAAGCCCCGCAGAGUCCAGCAGGCUGCCCCUAGUGACCCAGACUUGCCCCCAGGUUACGUGCAGAGUCUGAUAAGACGUGUGGUGAACAAUGUGAAUGUUUUGGUGAACAACUUGAUACUGAAGUACGUUGAGGAUGACAUUGUGUUGUCAGUCAACAUUACUUCAGCAGAGUGCUACACUGUCGACGAUGUGUGGGAAAGGGCCUUCAUGGACGUCACUGCUCCAGAACUUGUUCUUCGUAAAGUGAUCAACUUUUCUGAUUGUACUGUAUGCUUGGACAAACGGAAUGCAAGUGGCAAGAUUGAGUUCUACCAAGACCCGCUGCUGUAUAAAUGCUCUUUCCGAACACGUCUUCAUUUCACUUAUGACAACAUCAAUUCUAAGAUCCCCUCUGUCAUCAAAAUCCAAACCAUGGUGGACAGCCUGAAGUUGUCAAUUACAGAUCAGCAACUUCCCAUGUUCAUCCGAAUUUUACAACUGAUUAUUGCACUCUAUUAUGGAGAAAUCGGAGGGCACAAAGAACCAGAGCGAGAAGAGAGCAGCUCACAUGUCAGAGAAGCUUUAACAAAUUUGCCUGGAAUGGAUAUGGAUAUAGAGAACCAAGGACCAAGCCAGUACUCCAGUCAAGAAUUCUACAUGGACUCAGGCCUUCCUUCAGAUAGUAACCAGGGCUGGGUUUCCUGGGCUUGGUCCUUUGUUCCAGCCAUUGUGAGCUCGGAGGAGGACGAGGACGGUCUCUACCAGCAAAGGGAGACUGGGGGUGUUCCAAACAACCCCCAACAUCACACACCCAAAGAUCCUAUUGUUUCAAUAGGCUUCUACUGCACCAAGGCUUCUGUAACAUUUAAGCUGACAGAAUCUCAGGCAGAGAGCAGCUACUACAGUCCUCAGAAGGUGAAAUCAAGAGAGGUAUUGGGCCUGGAACAAGAGGGAAUCACUCUCGAGGUCCUAAUGAAAGGCGAGCCUUUCUUUAACUGUCAGAUUGGCUUUGUGGGCUGCAAAGCUCUCUGUUUGAAAGGCAUCAUGGGAGUGCAGGAUUUUGAAGAAAAUAUGAACCGACCUGAAGAGGAUGCAGUGUUCUUCAGCUGUGGUGACAGCCUAAGCAGCAAAGGAAUGACCUACCUUACAAACUCCCUCUUUGACUACCGCAGUCCAGAGAACAAUGGCGUCAGGGCUGAGUUCAUCCUGGAUUCUGUUACUCAUAAGGGGACCUACACGGAGAUAGCAGGCAUGCAGCGCUUUGGUGCUUUCCACUUGGAUUACCUCUACACAAUGGAGAACAGCAGCAGCAAAGAUUCUCAGGACUUCUCUGCAGUUCAUUCUGAAGAGGUACUGCCAGCUGUUGAAGAAGCAUCCAUGAAAAGACUUGUAGUUGGACCUUUGGACGUCAAGUUGCACAGUAGCGCUGUUCAUCGUAUACUCAAAAUGGUCACUUGUGCCAUGGACCAUGAAUACGAGCCUUACUGUAAACCACAACAAGAAAUAGUGGAGGAGAGUUGCGGUCCCGUCACUCCAGAAGAGAUAUCACGAUUAGAGGAAUUUAUCCCCACAAGACUCACUUGCCUCACACUCCUCCAAGCCUCAAUCACAGUUUGUAUGGCUGAAUUCAACCUUCUCCACAUGCUCAUGCCUGUCAUUAUUGGAGGCAAGGCCAAACCAGGACUGGUCAACAUUUCAGCGUUCCAGCCAGUACGCCCGCUACCAUCAGUUCAAUUCCAAGUGGAGCGGGUGAAUGUUGAACACUCGGUGCCAAUGUAUGCUCAGGAGUUGGUCAGCGCCGUUAGUGCUCUCAGUCAGCCUCCUGACAACCUUCUGCAUCACUGCUACGCACAUUUUUACCUCAAGAUUUUUGGGUUCCAGGCAGGUCUGACAUGCCAAGACAGUGCAGGCGGGUUCUCUCCCCUCCUGCCUGUUAUUCCAUCCUUCAGCACCGCAAUUUAUGGGAAGACGAUCCAGAUACCUGCAUGCUGGAGUAAAAGGUCUUCUGUCCUGACCACAGAGUGUAUUUUGGAGCUUCCUCACUUCACUUUGCAGGCCACAAGAGCACAGACACAUCUUCUCCAAGCAAUAUGGCAGAGUUGGACGCAUGGAAUGUUGAAUGGGACCCCCUCGCCACUCAGUGAAAGCCUUAUUAAUGAGGUUUACAAAGCUCCAGGUGUGAAAUCUCUAGGCUCGUCACCGACUCUUGAGGGUUCGCUCCAAAAUCUUGAGCUGAAGUUCUGCAGCCGCGCAACAGUGAAAUGCGCCUCUGGAACUGUGGGAGCUGUAAAAGUGUGUGCCAGGACCCCAGGCUCAGGGGAAGUUGUCAAGGAGAAGCUGGUUCCUCUCAUCCAGGGACCAUCCGAUACUAAGGAACUGCAUUUAAGGAAAUGGCUAAAUGAGAGUCGAAAACCUGAAUCACUUUUGGCUCCCGACCUGCUGGCAUUUUCUGUGCAGGUGCCACAGCAAGAAGAUGACUGCAGGAAUUCAGGUGCAGUUCUGUUGGCCAGUGUACAGGGUAUAUCUAUCAACGUGGACCCAAUCUUCUGCACGUGGCUUCUGCAUCAGCCUCAUAGAGGGGGCAACAGACAACCACAACAGAAUCCAGGUCCGGUGCCUUUGGCAAAACGAAGAGAGGAUGAGGUAUCGGUGGGCAGCACACCAUUAGUCCGGCAGCCCUCCAAUCAAGCGUCUGACUAUGCAAGCAGUCCUAUCAAAACCAAAACUUUCACUGAAUCCCGUCCGCUUUCCAUUCCUAUGAAGGUGAUGCCUGACACGACAGCGCCUGAGUCUUUGGCGACAUCGGAAGAACGAAUGAAGGAGCUCAUUGCUCAUGCAUGGGAUUCUGUUAAACGCCUAACGCUACAGUUGGAGCUGCAAUCAUGCUGUGUGUUCCUGCCCAGCGACAGCCUUCCGUCCCCAAGCACCAUCAUUUUUGGUGACAUUCCUGGUACAGUUCGUAGCUGGUACCACAACCAAGCAUCUAUGCCCGGAACACUUGUUGUUUGCCUGCCUCAGAUCAGUGUUCUCAGUGCUGGACACAAGUACAUGGAACCGGUGCAGGAGCUUCCAUUUGUGGUCUCCAAACCGAUCCUAGAAGAAGGUGAUGCAUUCCCAUGGACAAUUAGCUUAAGUCAGUUCAGCGUGUACACUUUGCUGGGCCAGCAGCGCAGCUUGAGCCUCCUCAAACCAAUGGGGUGUACCUCCACGCUGGCUGUCACAUCACACAAGCCGGCAAAUUGUUCAGAAGGAAGGCACUCUUUUGUCGUUUGCCUCCAUGUUGAUCUGCAGCCCGUUGGGGUCAAGUGCUCCAACCCUCAGGUGCAGCUGUUGUGCAAGCUCUAUCUCAGCUGGACGUCUACAUGGGCUCGUCUCCAGAAGCAUGGCAUCUUUCGUCAGUCGGCCAGUAUACCCGAGCCCAGUGCUGGUGCUGCUCCAUCCUCUUCAGUACACAGCAGUGCUGGUACAGCUCUGCCUGACACAAGCACCUAUAGCCCUUCUGCAGAUGUUGGAUCUCCUACUGAGGGUGAUUCAGUACCAGGAGGUGAUGAUGGCCCAUUUGCUGACACAGUGACCCUGGAACAGAAAACUAGCAACAUCGGUGGAACUAGUGGAAAAGUCAGCCUCUGGAUGCAGUGGAUGUUACCCAAGGUUCUUGUUGAACUGUUUGCUCCGGACCCAAAAAUCAAGACAGAAGUCUGUGUGGUCAGUGAACUAGAAGACCUGAGUGCCUCAGUAGAUAUCCAGGAUGUAUACACGAAGAUCAAAUGUAAAGUUGGCAGUUUCAACAUUGACCACUACAGAUGCAGUACGGAGGAGGGUUUUCGUCACAGCUGUGGAGGAGUGGUCCUUUCUUGCACUGACAAGCUGAACAGGCGCACUGUGCUGGUUCGACCGGUCAGCAAGCAAGAGUCUUUCUGCCAAUUUUCUGGCUUUUUCCCUCCUACGGCAGCCAAGGUCCUGGAAGGCUCUCACCAGCAACAUGGAUUCUUGUCUAUUACCUACACGCAGGCUGUCACUAAAAAUGUUCGGCAUAAACUCACCACUAGGCCAGAGCGGCCAACGCGCAGCGCUGAUCCGCUAGCAGAUGGUUCACCACAGUACCUGCGAGAAAUCCUUCUGACAGCUCAGCCCUUUGACGUUGUGCUGUCAUGUCCUUUAUUAACUACUGUUGUUGGAAUAUUUCAGACGACAGUACCAAGACGCUACAAAGACCGUGGAAAGUCAGCAGGCCAGCCAAUGCGGAACCACACGUUGACAUCGCGAUGUUUGCCUCUUAUCUACAUCAACACCAAUCUGAUCAGGGUUUUCUGCCCUCGAGCACCUGACAAAACUGCCACACCAGAUCGCCACGUGAAUAAGGAAGACACAUUGGUGCUUAAGUUGGGGUCCCUUAGCAUGGCUCCUCAGGCAGAUAACCCCCUAGCUCGCACAGUGCUUCGCAAGGACCUUUACCAACGUGCAUUAAACCUCGGUAUCCUGCGUGACCCGGGCUCGGAGGUUGAGGACCGUCAGUACCAAGUCGACCUUCAGUCCAUCAAUAUUGGCACAGCUCAAUGGGAGCAACUCAAGCCAGAGAAGGAAGGAAUGAAAGGAGGGGUAUCUGCAGACGGUGAGAGGAACUCCCAGAACCCAGCCCUGGAGUGGAACAUGGCCAGCAGUAUCAGGAGGCACCAGGAGCGUCGGGCCAUUCUGACCCCCAUUGUGACUGACUUCUCUGUCCGAGUGACCGCUGCUCCCGCCAUCAUCUUCAGCAAGAAUCUCUCCCUUGAUACUGGCCAAGCAGAGGACUUAGUGGUGUGUGGCCAUUCCCUUGAAGUUAAUGUGACCAGCAGUCUGGAUUUUUACCUAAGUGUUGCUCAGGUGCACCUCCUUCAACAGCUUGUCAGAGACAACUUGGGCGGCAUGGAAACUCCUCUGCAAGGCACGGAGAUGCUUAAACAUGAGCAGAAGCAGAGCAGACGAGGCUCCUUUCCAGGCAUCGACGCUUCAUCUCGUCACAGCGGAAACGGGCAGGACAGUGGCUUCGGCAGCGAUAGUGCUCGCAUCCGAAUUGUCCAGAUAGAGCAGCAGAGUGGGACCAGUCACCACUGCAUAGCCAGGCCCUCGCAUAAAUCUACCAUUAUCAAAAACCUCAACUUCAUCCCCUUUGACAUUUUUCUUACUGCUAGUAGACUGUCUGUCAUGGCCUAUGAAGGCUCCAUUUCCCCACAGGCUCCCACUUCAUUAGACAGCACACAGGAUCGGAAAGAGCCCGUGGAAAAGGUAGGAAAGAGUGCUCUGAACCAGCCUGAAAUCCUGUCCGAGUCUGCUCCAGCAUCUGUCUCAGCAUCUCCAGAGCCUACUGCCCACAUUACGCUGACAGAACUGACUGCCGAGGACAUCCUCAACAGCAAUGUCUCUCAGCCUGUCUCCCCGAUGCUGAGAGGCAGUUGGCUCUCCCUGAACUCCCAGUCAACCCCCAGCCGCUCCUCAGCACGCCAGGCGCUGGGGGUGACAAUUGUUAGGCAGCCUGGAAGAAGAGGGGCUGCUGACCAAGUGCUGGAACCGUUGCUCUACCUGCAGUUGAUCCAACCUUCUGCUCUUCUCAGUUGCCACCACCGCAAGCAGAAAAUGGAGUUCUCUGUGUUUGAUGUGGCAUUAAGAGGAGUGGCUUCAGACUACAAGUGCCUAGACCAAGGGAAGAUUUUGCCUGAGUCUCUGGAUUAUAAUGUGUGCUGGCUCCAGACAGCAGCAGGUGACGUAGACAGUGAGACAGGCAUCCCUCCACCUCUGCUAUGCCUUCAGAUUAAAGACUUCCUUAAUGGACCUGCUGAACUGAAUUUACAGUUCUCUCGCCCCUUGAAAAUCACCCCAACACUGGUCAAACUGGAGCAGACCAAAGCCUACCUGAAGAAAAUCUUGCCAAACCACACGCGGAACACCGCCACCCCGCAUUCAUCCCCUGUAAAAUUGCCAAGCAGGGCCUUUUCCCCACCCCAUCAAAGUCAAGGCCUGAGUAAAGCCAGCAGCAUUGAUGCCUUGGCUUUGUCCUUCCACAAGGUCUCUGUCCAAACUACACAGAUUGUGGUUGUCCUGGAGACGGAAGCCCAUCCAAUGAAGCCCAGCGUGACUGUGUCUGUGUCAUCUCUGAUGGGAAAUCUCAACUUGAAGUUAGGCCCAAGUAUUGAGGAUGCUGUACAAUCUGCUUCUGUGCAGCUGGAGCUACAAGAUGUGCUGAUGAGAACAGGGCUGAAGGACAGAAGCCAUCUCCUACUGGGGCCCUUUUCAUGCAGCAGCUCUCUGGAGGCUAGGUGGUGUCGGCACAGUGGUAGUCCUGGACCUGAGCCUGGUCCCCCUAAGCUGCUUCUGGACCUGAAAGGAGGCCUGCUCCAGGUUUUCUGGGGACAAGAACAUCUAAAUUGCUUGAAGUUGGUGGUGGAGCAUCUACAAACUUAUCAUGCCACACAGAAGGGGGACUGUGUAGAAAACUGGUCUCAAGCAAAGACCUUCCAGGCCCAGCCACCACCCUCUCCAGCUUCUCCUUGUUCUCGCUCUGAACACAGCUCUGAUGACCUGCGAACAGGUCACUUUCAGUACAUCCAGGACUCAGCUGCCCAAAAAUGGCCAGGUCCACAUGAGGUUGUGUUCCACAGUGAGACAGAGGAUAGCCCAGGACUAAUGCUGUGGCGGUAUCCUGAACCUCGUGUCCUUACCUUCAUCAGGAUAACUCCAGUUCCUUUCAAUACCACAGAGGACCCAGAAAUCAGUACAGCUGACCUAGGAGAUGCCUUACAGGUGCCAUGCAGCUUAGAGUACUGGGAUGAGCUCCAGCAGGCCUUUGUUCUGUAUCGGGAUUUCAGCCUGUCGGAGAGCCGUGCCUGCCAGCUACAACUUCCUAGCCUCAGCUUCACUGAUCAGCAGAAGGAGCUAGUGGCCUCAGAUGUUUGGAGGAUUGUCCUAAAUAAUAACAGUGAAGCAGGAGAUGAGCAAAGUUCAGAUAGUGAGUCUGGCUCACAACUACACUGCGAUCAGUUGGUAUCACCCAUGGCCCUUGCAGCGUGCACCCGUGUGGACUCCUGCUUUGCACCUUGGUUUGUCCCCUCAUUGGGUGUGUCCCUGCAGCUAGCACACAUGCAAGUUCACUUCUGCAACCAUCUAGAACAACUGGGAAAAGCUCCUUCUCAGAAGCUUCGACCCUUCCUAUCAGAUAGGAAGUUACCUAAGAAACAAGAGUUCAUGGUUAUUGGUACGUGGGAACCACAGGUCAUCUUGCGUCAGUGGACGAGUGGACCAAGGCGUUGUCAGGAAUUCAACUUUUCUACCCAGCUAGACUGCAAGCUGCUGGAGUAUCGAAACCUAACACACCUCCAGGUGCUUCAGCCCUGUCUAAUACAGGGCCAGGCCACAGCCACAUGUUGUCCCUCAAGCAUCGUGUGGGAUGCAAACAUCUUUAUGGAACCUAUGUUUGCCACAGUCAGUCAGUAUGCCAUCCAUACGUUGGACACUGUCCUACAAAGCUGGAAACAGAAUGGAAACCCAGAGGCUGAGGAACUAGUUUACAGCCACUAUGUCAUCUGCAACGAUACCCAUGAGACUCUGCGCUUUGGCCAGGUUGACACAGACGAGAACGUGCUGCUGGCAAGCCUCCACAGCCACCAGUACAGCUGGAGAUCCCACAAAUCUCCCCAGCUGCUCCACAUCUGCAUCGAAGGUUGGGGCAACUGGCGCUGGUCAGAGGCUUUUAGUGUGGACAAUGUGGGGACCCUGCUCAGGACCAUUGAGUACAAAGGCCGCACAGCUUCACUCAUCAUCAAGGUGGUGCAGCUUAACGGUGUUCAGAAACAGGUGAUCAUUUGUGGGCGCCAGGUCAUGUGCAGCUAUCUGACUGAAGACAUUGAGCUUCGGUUGGUGCAGCACUAUGUUGGCCCCGAUGCUCAGACAGUGGUCAGAGAACACUGUGACUGCCUGGUGGCCGGGACCAAGUUGCCUUCUUAUAUUCUGGAAGAUGCCGAGCUGACAGAGUUGUGUGUGAGGGCCAGAGGAGAUGACGAGUGGUCCAAGGAUGUGCAGCUGGAGAAGAAGGACAAGAGCACCAGCAGCUCGGUUGUACAGGUGCCAUGUUCUGCUGGUUCUUUGCUCUUUGUGUGGUGUAAUCUCAUUACUAUUGAGCCUGAGUCCCAAAUGCAGCAAAGAGUGGUUGUUUUUAGUCCACUGUUUGUCAUGAGGAGCCAUUUGCCAGACCCAAUAAUCAUCUGCAUUGAGAAGAGAAGCCUGGGACUGAGAGAGAGCCAGCUGGUUCCAGGACAGGGCCAUGAGGAGCCCCUAUUCAACACUGAAGCAGACCUCACACAUCACCUCACUUUUCAGGCCAGCGAAGAUAAGGACGCGUCCCACUGUGCUGUGCCCAUCUCCACAAGCGUAAUCAAACAGAUAAUGGACAAGAAUGGCGUUGAGGAUCCCUCGGAACACAUUCUGGCUGAUUUCUAUGGUCAAAAGAUCUCAACUGGGCCACAAUGGCCGUACAUCUCCAAAGACAAUACCGGGUCAGUGCCAGAGCACCUUGCCCAGUGGGACAGUCCCAUGCAAGUAAAGUUAUCCUGCUGGAAAUUGGGCCUCAGCACCCUGCUUGUGGAGUUGCUGCCCUGGGCCCUGUUAGCUAAUCACUCCCAGUGGGAUCUGUGGCUUUUUGAGGGUGAGACCAUCGUGCUGCAGAUACCAGCUGGCAAGGUCAUAGUACCUCCUAACUUCAAGGAAGCUUUCCAAAUUGGCAUCUAUUGGGCUCAAACAAACACGGUCCACAAGUCUACAGCAAUGAAACUUGUUCAUGAUCUAACCUCACCUCGAUGGAAGGAGGGCAAAGAUUCAGAGUUGGUGACCUUGGAUGAGGAAGGUUAUGUAGAGGCAAACAUCACCCUUGGAGCCUUACCUGGUAGACAGAAGCUUUGCCAGUUCUGUGUAUCAUCUACGAUAAAACAUGGCAUCCAGAUUCUCCAAAUAGAGGACAGAACAAUCCUUGUCAACAGCACUCCUUACACGAUAUACUACAGACCACUGCUGACUGAUCACAGGCUGGGAAUUGAUAACCAGGCUUGUGAAGUACCGGAGACUACGGCAUUCACUCUGGCUCCGUCUCAGACCAAACCCUUCUCUUUGCCAUGCUGGGAUCUUCUUCAAACCAGCGACCAUGGAAAAGUGGAAUUCCCCUUGCCAGUGAAAUGCAUACUUUUCAGCUCAUUAUCAAGGCCCGAUGCCAAACAUGGGUCCACGGCAUGGAGCCUCCCCGCACUCAUCCGACCAGACUUCCUCAGGCAAUGUGUGGCGGUUCCUGGUGAAACAAACUCCAGGGGUGGCCUCUGCAGCAGACCCAUAGUCUUGGCGUACCAGGAACACCUCGGCGUGACGUACAUUACUCUAAAUGAGGAUCCUUGCCCUCCCAUGCUGGUGCACAACAAAUGUCCUGUCCAAAUAUUGCUUAAGGAGAAUGUCAAGGAUACUCCCAGGACCGAGGUGUUUUGUUGUCCUGUUCCUGCAAAUAGCUCUGUGCACUAUGAGCUCUACCAUCACUUUUCUACUUUCCCUGACUGCAGACAGAAAGAACCACUGCCCACUUUGUUGCUAAAAACCACUGCAGAUGUGGGCAGCAAAGACUGGACUGACCCUAUUGAUAUCAACAGUCCUGGUACUCAGGUGGUCUUCCUGCCAGGUUUUGGUUGUCUCUACAUUGAUGUGGGCUACGAUAGAGGAACCUUGGUUCUGACUCUAUCACCAGAGGGCGAUGUAGAUUCUGUAAUCGACCAACACAGAAGCUCAACUAAGCUGUCCUUAACUGUCCUUCUGAGUGAAGCAAGCGUGGUGUUGAGUGAUGACAUCACUAGCCCCUCAGGUUCAGUAGAGCUGUUAAGACUCACACUCACCAACCUUUUCCUAAGACUGGCCCCAGCAACCACCACCCUGUCUCGUGAAGUGACCCUCGAGUCCAGAGCAGCUCCAGCGUCCAUUUUUCCGCUGAUGCCCGACUCCACUCUGAUCGAGGUUUACUGCUUGUGCCUGCAAGUGGACAACCAGCUGUACAACCGUGCAAGUUUCCACUUCCCCGUGCUGCUAUGCCAAGAGCAAAAGGGGGGAGCCGAGCUCGGAAAUCAGUGGCGUAACCACGACAUUCCCACGGAGACUUCGGAACUCCUGGAGGAGUUUAAAAAGUCCUGUUUCCUCCAGCUGAGGCUGAUCCUGGCUGCGGACAGAUGCACUCUAGAGGAGGUGAACUUCCAAGUCCAGCCUGCUCGAGUAUACCUUGAAGACACAUUUGUUUACUAUGUCAAAACCCUGUUCCACACCUUCAUUCCUGAAGCUGCCAUUUCCUCAGUCAAGCCUCAGAAGCCUAAUGUAGUGUCGGGAUUGGACCCCGCUGUCCCUGAGCAGGUACUUCAGUCAAUACAGGCUCUCGUACAUCCCGUGCGUCUCCAAAGGCUUACUAUUCAGCCAAUCAACCUGCUUGUCAGCAUCCAUGCGUCCCUCAAGCUCUACAUUGCUUCCGACCACACUCCCCUCGCCUUCUCCUUGUUUGAGAGAGGACCGCUCUGCACGACAGCCAGACAGCUCGUCCACGCUCUGGCCAUGCAUUAUGCUGCCGGGGCCCUCUUCAGAGCUGGCUGGGUCGUUGGGUCUUUAGAGAUUCUGGGCAGUCCUGCUAGCCUGGUGCGCAGCAUCGGUAACGGCGUGUCCGAUUUCUUCCGCUUGCCGUAUGAGGGUCUGACUCGUGGACCUGGUGCCUUUGUCAGUGGCGUCUCUCGGGGGACAACUUCCUUCGUAAAGCACAUCUCAAAAGGGACCCUGACAUCCAUUACCAACUUAGCGACCAGCCUAGCCCGAAAUAUGGACCGUCUCUCUCUGGAUGAGGAGCACUACACCAGGCAAGAGGAGUGGAGACGGCAGCUUCCAGAGAGUCUGGGGGAAGGACUCAGGCAGGGACUCUCGCGACUUGGUAUUAGUUUGUUAGGAGCAAUAGCCGGCAUCGUGGACCAGCCCAUGCAGAAUUUCCAAAAGAACUGGGAGACGCAAAGCACAGCUGGUAGCAAAGCCAAAGGCGUCAUCUCUGGCAUGGGGAAAGGAAUUGUGGGAGUUUUCACGAAACCCAUUGGAGGAGCAGCUGAACUCGUCUCCCAAACUGGAUAUGGUAUCCUCCAUGGAGCAGGACUGUGGCAGCUUCCGAAACAACUUUACCUGCCAACGGAGGAGAAAUCUGCCGAAGCCCCCAACAGUCACCUUAAAUAUGUUUGGAAAAUGCUGCAGUCAUUAGGGCGACCGGAGCUGCACAUGGCACUGGAAGUUACUAUUGUCAGCGGGUCCGGACAGGAGCACGCUGGGUGUCUGCUACUUACCUCGGAGGUUCUCUUUGUGGUCAGCCUCAGCGAGGACACACAGCAGCAGGCCUUCCCCAUCACAGAGGUGGAGUGUCAUCAAGAAGCCGGACAGCAAGGGCAGCUCACUCUCACAUUGCAGCAGCAGACAGUAGCCAGUGAGACAGAGGGCGAAGGUGUGCGAGAGCGUCUUUCAGAGCUGCAGUAUCAGCGUCUGGUAGAAUACAUCAAGCGAGCCUCCCACUAUUUUCCUCCCUCCGCUUCGUCACUACAGCUGCAGCCUCCGGUGACGCUCGCUGAGCCGCCGACCUCCGUCGCCAAGUCUUACCGCUACCUGGUCGAACCUGCUUUUGCCAAGGUUUUCGUCAGCAAGUUCACCAUGGUAAAGGAUAAAGCCUUACAGAUUGGAUUCCAUUAA